Suillus subalutaceus is the source of this 1023-nucleotide messenger RNA. RefSeq lists its product as uncharacterized. NCBI's taxonomy places the organism in Eukaryota, Fungi, Basidiomycota, Agaricomycetes, Boletales, Suillaceae. Gene Ontology annotation, biological process: mycotoxin biosynthetic process. The record is from RefSeq and is a predicted model, not a curated record. The transcript is spliced from 5 exons. The coding region runs from base 162 to 881 and encodes 239 amino acids.
GAUAGCGGAAAUUUCAAGCAGGAUCUUAGUUCAGAUCCAACUUGAAUUGUUGUCACUUUUAGGUCUCCGAGGUCCACAGGCCGUAUGUUGCAAGUGCUUCAAAGUUUCGUCCUGCCUGUCCGAUUCAUAUCCAACUGAUACCUCUUCUCCCUCCGUACGUUAUGGGCAAGAAAUAUUCUGCUCAGUAUUAUCCUGUCAAUGGAGCGGACGACGAGGACGGGAAGCUUCUCUAUAGGGGUACAGAAACCAGACCUCAUUCGAAGGCUCGCUUCCUUCACGUGUCGCUAUGGCUCAUACAUGGAAAUAAGGCUAUUGAAUCCAAAGGCAUUGUAAGAUUCAACGGAAGUUGGGAUCAUCGUUCGGUAUAUCGCGGCAAUCCGUCUCCAGAUCUCGAUGUAGCUUGGAAUAGAGUAACUGCCGAUGGGCGGUUUAUGUCUAUGACGCUCGAACAACUACUCAAAACAGGGGAAGAACCUGCCCCAUUCAUGGCUAGGUAUCCGGAAGAGUACAGCGGAAAUUAUUUGGCGAGUGUAGAGGUCAUUCACCAGCUCCAUUGCAUAAACAUGGUUCGCCAAUCCAGCUGGGGUGACCAUUACUUGGCAGACGAUCCUGACUUCAUCCUAUCCCCUGACGGAUGGCGCAUCCAUCUGGAUCACUGUCUCGAAUUUGUCAGACAGGUCAUUAUGUGCCGUUCUGAUGUAACAAUGGUUACUUAUGAUUGGGUUGAGGGACUUGACGACCCAUACCCAAACUUCAACGUUCCUCAUCAAUGUAGGGACCUCGAAAAGAUCUUGGAUUGGGUAGAUGAUCAUCGUGUUUACAUCCCUCAGUCAAAGUUGAUCCGCCAAGAGGGUAAUGUUGACCUUCCUUCCCCCCCUUGAUUGUGUUCUCGACCCAUAGAGGAUCCACAGGGGGAAUGACAGCACAUCACGAAUGUAACUACAAACACGUAUAACUUUUCUAUAAGCCGAGUUCCAUAGUGCUUAUAGGCUGUCGCACAAUAAAAUCCCAUCUAAUUUGAUA